Messenger RNA from Perkinsus marinus ATCC 50983, 1621 nucleotides. RefSeq lists its product as hypothetical. The coding region runs from base 15 to 1526 and encodes 503 amino acids. Gene Ontology annotation, cellular component: plasma membrane. Gene Ontology annotation, biological process: triglyceride biosynthetic process. NCBI's taxonomy places the organism in Eukaryota, Perkinsozoa, Perkinsida, Perkinsidae. The transcript has 9 exons. Gene Ontology annotation, molecular function: long-chain-alcohol O-fatty-acyltransferase activity; diacylglycerol O-acyltransferase activity. The record is from RefSeq and is a predicted model, not a curated record.
GCCUCUGCCUCGCCAUGUUCGUCUUCAUGAUGUUAUUCGGCUCAUUCUUGGCCCUCCUGUCUGCCAGCGCCUUUGCAGUCUCCUGGAUCUCUCUUGCUGUUGUUCUAGCCCUUGUUGGAUACCUAUAUUGGAAUAGCGGUGAGAAGAACUCUGAUAAGGCUACUACUCAAGGCGAGCAUCACCUUCGCAUGACCUGGUUGGAAGAGCACAUGCUUAAGAAUGAUACUUUCCCUGCGAGUCAGCAUUCCUCACCAACCUGCAUGGUUAUUAACUCGGCUAUGUACUUUAAGGACGGUCUGCCGGAGAAAAAGAGAGUCGAGAAACUACUCCAGGAUAAGCUCCUCUACUUCCAUCGUUUCUCCUCUGUUCCCGACUUCGAGAGUAAAACUUGGAGAUCUGUGAAGGUGAACAUCGAUGAUCAUGUUAUUAUGCACUCUCCAUGCGCCAAUAACGAGGCACUUGAGGAUGAGAUCAAUGACGUCAUCAGUCAUGCUCUAGAUUUGACUAAACCAGCAUGGGAAGUUCACAUGCUUCCUGUUACUACAGGUGAUGACUGUAUAAUAUUCAGGUCUCAUCACUCGAUCGGUGAUGGUCUAUCAUUGCUUCCUGCGUAUGAGUCCAUGGCCACCAAUGCUGAUGGCUCGCCAGUUGAGGUCGGUCAUUCAAAGAAACCUGUCAUUCCCACCAAGAACAAUAUCAUUAUGGCCCUUCUUAUGGCGAUUGAAUACGUGCGUUCAUUCUGUGUCCUUCUCUGGGCAUGCUACAUGCCAUUAGAAAGCUCAUUUACCUUCAAUACUCCUAGAGAGCAUCGUGGUGGGGAUAUGCGAUGGUCUGGUUCGAGAAGGGCUGUAUUAUUCAAACCAUUCUCCCUAGAGUAUGUCAAGGCCAUUACUAAGAGAACACCUAAGAAGACCACCGUUAAUGACGUACUGCUCUCUGCCACUGUGGGAGCUAUCCGAGCCUAUUCCGGGAAGAGUGUUAACUCAAGUACAGUGAUGAGAAUGCUUCUCCCCUUUGGGUUCGAGGCCAAGCUGGAUGAUAUGCCUGCUAAUGAUAGACUAACUAACGGUUUUGCAUUCUGCAGCUCUGAUCUCUCUAAGUCCAUCCGAUCUGAUGAUCCCGAGUCACGCCUAUUAGCCACUAAUAGGAUCAUGAAACGCGUGAAGCAUAGCUUGGAGGCUAAGGUCUCUUUCUGGAUGAUGAACAAUCUAUUCGCUCGCGCCCCCAUUGGGUUUUAUCAAAAAACAGCGAGGAAAGUGUUCGCCAACCACACCGCAAUAUUCAGCAAUGUGAGGGGUCCAGCAGUUAGUCAGUACUUUGCUGGCAAAGAGGUUACUGGUACACAGGCCAUGUUUCUUAAUGCAAUACCACAGGUGACUCUUGUAUCGUACAAUGGUGAGAUUUACUACAACAUAACGCUGGACCCUACUGUGGUGAAGGAUUGGGAUAAGCUAGAAGGUCUAUUCAGAAAGGAACUGCUAGCCAUGGGCAAAGCAGUUGGAGUUGAUGCCACCCUAACACUGUGAGACCAAUUCAUUUCCUCUUCCUCCUAUACUUCUGUUGUCUUUACCGAUUUGUCUACUUCGUUCCACACAUCUUUUCAUAGUAGCAAGUUUUCCAC